GUAAUUGUGUUGACAAAAGUGAAGAGAAGUUUAUUGGCUUGAAGAGCCAUGAUUGUCAUGUAAUGAUGCAGCGCCUCCUUCCUUUUGCGUUUUUCGCACUAUUGCCACGAAAUGUCCACGAAGCAAUCGCAAGGAUAAGUGCUUUCUUCCGUGAUUUAUGCUCGAGAUCACUCACAUCAGAUGGUAUCCGCAAUUUGGAAGUUAAAAUACCGGUGAUCCUAUGCAACCUCGAGAAGAUAUUUCCUCCAUCAUUUUUUGAUGUUAUGGAGCAUCUUGCUAUUCAUCUUGCGAGAGAAGCGGCACUCGGUGGUCCCGUGCAGUACAGGUGGAUGUAUUUGUACGAACGGUUUAUGUUUCAUCUGAAGAAGAAGGUCAAGAAUUUAAGCAAGGUGGAGGGAUCAAUAGUGGCUCAGUGCAUCAAUGAGGAAACCUCAAACUUUGCUGAAUACUACUUUCCAUCAGAAGUUCGAACAAAAAGUCGAAGACCUGCACGGCAUGAUGAUAGAGGUGAAAGGGCAACUUAUUAUGUUUAUGUGCCAAACAUGUUUACACAAAUUGGACGACAUAGUGGAAAGUCAACGGACCGGAUACUUACCGUAGCUGAGCAUGCUCAUUUGCACACAUAUUUGCUUACAAACUGCGAAGACAUUCUUGAAUAUGAGAGUAUUUACUUGGCAGAGAUGCGCUUAAAGUACCCGGAUGCGACAGAAGAACAACUCGAACAACUCAAGCAAAACAACUUUGCAACAUGGCUUUCUGAUUAUGUAAGCCAUUGUUUAGCUACUGGGAACCCACCUAAAGAUUGGUUACGUGAGAUAGUUUGUGGUCCAAAGUUUGUUGCAAAGUCAUAUCCGAGAUAUUGCACACGAGGAUAUGCAUUCAGAGUUCUUAAGGAAAAUACUGUAAGGAGAACAAUUGAUUGUGGGGUUUCUUCGUCAUCCGGAGACGAUGUCUACUACGGUAACGUACGCGAGAUUUUGGAAAUUCAGUACCCGGGAAUGAUUGGCAUGAGAUGUAUUGUCUUCAACUGUGAGUGGUACGACAACGUUGUUGGUCGCGGAGUAAGCACUGACGCAUUCGGUGUUACAUCUGUACAUUCGCGACGACGACUGGAUUUUUACGAUCCAUUCAUUCUUGCUUCACAAGCUGACCAGGUUUGCUAUAUUCGUUAUCCGCGGAUUAGGCAAAGGAACGAUCCUUGGAUCGUUGUCAUGUCAAUAAAUCCCAGAAGCCGAGUACAAGGAGUAUUUGAUCCACUACAACAACAAUUAACCGAAGAGGACGGCGAGAUUGGAGAGUUUGACGAAGACAAUUCAGAUUCAUCAUGUUCAUCAUCAGAUAAUUCCUCAGAUGGAGAGUAGAUACUCUUUUAUGAAUGUAUAUGCAAAUUACUUUUAAACAUUGUAGAUUUCUUCUAAAAACAAAUUAUGGGUUUGAA
Molecule: messenger RNA, 1438 nt
Organism: Brassica oleracea var. oleracea
Lineage: Eukaryota; Viridiplantae; Streptophyta; Magnoliopsida; Brassicales; Brassicaceae
Exons: 5
Coding region: 63-1361 (432 amino acids)
Source: RefSeq, a predicted model, not a curated record